AUUGUGUCCUGAUGGCGUCCAUGACCAGUCAGUGGCGCCUCCUUGCGGUUCUGUUGUACAUUGUCCAUCUACACACGGCCCUAACAUGCCCGGAUGUCUGCACCUGUACAUUUGGAAACGCAGUAGUCAACUGCAACGGAAAGGCGUUAGAAACUGUACCGCAGAACAUACCCACAACUGUGACAAGUCUAAUGCUGAGGGAUAAUGACAUUUCUCAGUUGUCAAACGGUUCCUUCUCCGGUUUAUCUCUUUUAUACUCGUUGAAUCUGCAGUCCAACAAGAUCAGGCAUAUCCCAAAUGGUGUUUUUGUGCCCAGUAUUCACUUCCUUUUCCUGAAGGAGAAUAAUAUUAGUGAUAUCUCCAGUGGUGCUUUUGAAAAUCUCGUCAAUCUCCGUGAAUUGUACCUUGACAACAACGCCUUAACCAACAUUCAGUACGGAACGUUUACCGGGUUGGUAGAUCUUCAAACCUUGUCUCUCAGUUUUAACGCCAUCAAUAGCGUUAGCAACGACAGUUUCACCGGUCUGACCAACCUCCGAACACUGUAUCUCCAAAACAACGACAUAACUACCAUCCCUACCGGUCCUUUCAAACGUUCGCCUAACGUAGUUCACUUGUUUCUCCACAACAAUCCACUGCGAUGUGACUGCGUGCUGUAUGAGCUAGUACAGUGGUUCAACAAAGAUGGACGGGACCUAGGGACGGUACCUUAUGAGUUAACCUGCGCUUCUAGUCCGUUUCCUGAGUUGGUGGGAUUGUCCGUAACUGACGCUGCUUCUCAGAUGACGACGUGUGUUCAAACAACAUCCCUGAAGCCGGGCACAACUAGUACACCAUCCCCUCCAACCCAGGCAAUCACCCAACCGAGCAGCAAGACCAUGACAGCAAAAUCGACAACGUCUUCCACUCUCGCCAAUCGCAAUACUACACCUACGACUACGACUACAGCCACACCCAUAGCACCACGCAAAAGUACAACCAUGAAGGCCAUGUCUGAAUUACCACCCAAAACCUCACCACCUAGCAAUGCCAGCGUAGCUAUUGACAUCCAGCGAAGCACAAUUCCUACCACAACACAUUCAGUCGUUAGAAGCACAAUCGUCAAACAAGGCAAUGUCACUGUGUCCAAGGCAGCAAUCACUGAGGCAUUGCAUAGUGUUGCAGUACGAAGCACUGUAACCUCGAAGCCUUUGCCUACUAUUGGCACUCAGACAGUCUUAAACUUGGAUGAUCGCCAGCCAGUUCUUCCAAACACAACCAGGGCGACUACCAGCAAAAGCAACACAAGUCAACGCAUAUCCUCAUCGUUGCAAGACGUAACAACCACGCCCCAUCCUAAAAUUACUAGCAUUGCGCGUACAUCAAAAUUAAAUCUCACAACAGCAGAUAAGGCAACACACAAAUACAGCACAGGUAGAGAUACCACCAUUCAAAACAGCACAAUUCUACAAAUAUCUUCAACACCUUCCAAAACAGAGACCUCAACUCAGUCUUAUUUGACAACCAAAAAUUUGGCAACGACAAAACGUAACACUACAGCCGGCCGGGUAACAACCAAAGGUACCACAGAGCAAGACUCUACCAUGCAAAACAGCACAAUUUUACAAGUAACAUCAACACUACAAGAGGCAACGACCAAGACAACCCCCUUUGUGACAAGUAGAGCGGGCACAUCAACACAAAACACUACAACAGCUCAGAAGACAAACCUAAACACCACAGAUACUUCUUUGGUUUUACCGCCAAAAGAGAGGACCAUCCCUGUCACCGAACAUCUUAUUGGAAUCCAAGACGUCACCGUCGGCGAGACCGUUACUAUCAGAUGUGACGCCGCGAGUCCUUCGAAAAACGUCACGUAUAGGUGGUCAGUAGACGGCAAGCAAGAUCCCGACUACCGAGGACAAAUUCUAAGCUACAUCCCCCAGAGGAAUGGUUCUCACCGGAUCCAGUGUACAGCUCACACCGAUGAAGGGGACGGCGUCUCAGACAUCAUUACACUGUUUGUCAAACCGGCAGUAGAGGCCCAAACCAUGGUCAGCCUGAAUGAAACAACAACAACCACAACCAAUACCGUGAGCAUCUCACAAAGUUCUACCGCGAAAACAACACCGAAAAGUACUACCAAUCAAACAACACCAUUUCAGUCAACCAAAGUGCCCACGAGCCAAGCACAUUCAACUUCCAGGCAGGUUUCUACGUCAAAAACUACAGAGAACACAACUACUUCAACUACUACUACUACUGCUGCUGCUGCAGUUCAAAAUACGACUGUUGGCAUAAAUGUGACCCUUCCCAAACCAGACAUACUGAUAGAGGAUGCAGGGGAAGGCUCGACAGUACCCGGGAACGGCUCUAACCCAGACCGGCCGCCCGUUAUCCGAGUAACCGAACACAUCAUCGGGAUCCAAGACAUCACAGUGGGAGAGACAGUUACAGUAAGGUGUGAUACAGAGGGUCUGCCGACGGUUUGUGUCAAGUACAGAUGGACAGUGGAUGGAGAGGUGGUUGAUGGGCAGAACGGACAAACUCUGAGAUAUACACCACAGACGGACGGACCCCACAAGAUUCAGUGCACGGCAAUCAGCAACGGUAUAGACGGCAUAUCAGACGCCAUCACAGUGUUUGCCAUGCCAAAAGGUAAGAAGCUAGACGUGAUUACAAGGUGUGAAAAAGACCCUCAUUCCGGAGUCAGUUGGGACAAUAUAGUGAAGAGCUGCGAUCUUCACAUGCACGAACUGGCAGAGAUUCCCGUAACUUCCGCAAAUGCCCCGGAUGUCGCUGGAAAGCUUCGCAACAUAACGUCUUCGAACAACAACUUGACAGUUGACGACUUGGGGGAUGUCAGGAUGGUUUUCGAAAAUGUUGCAAACGCCAGCUCACAACCAGAUGUUGGUUACUCACUUCUGGAAACCGUGGACCUGAUAAUGGACGCUGAUGAUGAUGUACUUCAGAACAGCCAGAAACUAGAUGGUUCCCCAUCAAAAAUUGUCAAGGCAAUGGAAGAGAAUAAUGAUCAGAUUGACCUCACAAAUGGCAAGUUCAGUCACCUGGGGAAAAACUUUGGAGUGGAAAUUUUCCAGAUGACAUCAUCCGAGUUGUUAGGCGGGGUCGUAUUUGCACUUCUGGAUGACGGCACUGAUACCCUAAACAACGAGACAGUCCGGACCUACAUUGGCGAGGAAAGUGCUUCGAUGCCUACCAAGGACGUGGUUGCUUCUAUUGCCUUACCCGAUCAACUUGAGCCGACCAGUGACGAUGUCCGUCUGAGUUUCACCAUCUUCCAGAAUAGUAGGUUGUUCCCGUACGACCAGACGGUGGAUGUAGAAAGAGGGUUCCACCCACAGACCGUCAACAGUAAAGUCAUCGCCGGCAGAAUUAGUGGACUCCAGACCAAAAAUCUGUCCAAGCCUGUCAUCCUCAAGUACCUCCCGGUCGACAGGCGCAACAUGACUAAUAUGACCUGUGUCUUCUGGGACUUCGCUGCCAACCAUGGAGGCGGUGCCUGGUCAACAGAUGGAUGUUCAUAUGGAGGAAUGGACAAAGGGAGAGUCGUGUGUGAAUGUGAUCAUCUCACUAACUUCGCAGUCUUAAUGCAACACACUAUUCACAAAAACGAAUUUGCCGGCCUGGUCGCCGUAAGUAAGGUACUCUGUGGUCUGAUGGUCAUUGGACUAGCCAUCACUUUGAUCACACAUGUGAUAUUCGAUGAGUUACGUCAGCACAGGUCACAAAUCAUCCUGAUGAACAUCUGCCUCGCCCUCCUGGCAACUCUGGUGGGUUUCCUCCUGGGGAUCGGCUGGACGGAGAACGACUCCAGCUGCAGGGCCGUCACGUUCUUCCUGCACUACUUCCUGCUGGCCUUCUUCGUGUGGACCGCUAUCGAGGCGUACAACAUGUAUCUGGCCUUCGAGAAGACCAUCGCCGACACCAUGAAACGGUUCAUCAUCAAAUCUGCACUAGCUGGAUGGGGUGAGUAUUAA
This is a messenger RNA of Branchiostoma belcheri (Belcher's lancelet), 3980 nucleotides long. RefSeq lists its product as uncharacterized. Lineage: Eukaryota; Metazoa; Chordata; Leptocardii; Amphioxiformes; Branchiostomatidae. Gene Ontology annotation, cellular component: membrane. The record is from RefSeq and is a predicted model, not a curated record. The transcript is spliced from 13 exons. Gene Ontology annotation, biological process: cell surface receptor signaling pathway; G protein-coupled receptor signaling pathway. Bases 12 to 3980 code for a protein of 1322 amino acids. Gene Ontology annotation, molecular function: protein binding; G protein-coupled receptor activity.